CAGCAUCUCGAAUUGAUCGUUCGAUUGCAUCCGUAACAAACCGUGCCGCUCUAGUUUCAAGACAUUUUGCUACAACAGCUACCCCGCCAUCUUCCACAAUGUCCUACACCGUCCGCAAGAUCGGCCAGCCUUACACCCUGGAGCACCGGGUGUACAUUGAAAAGGAUGGCCAGCCUGUUUCUCCCUUCCACGACAUUCCUCUCUAUGCCAAUGCUGAGAAGACCGUCCUCAACAUGAUCGUUGAGAUCCCCCGCUGGACCAACGCCAAGCAGGAGAUCUCCAAGGAGGAAUUCCUCAACCCCAUCAAGCAGGACACCAAGAAGGGCAAGCUUCGUUUCGUCCGCAACUGCUUCCCUCACAAGGGUUACCUCUGGAACUACGGUGCCUUCCCUCAGACUUGGGAGGACCCCAAUGUUGUCCACCCCGAGACCAAAGCCAAGGGUGACAACGACCCUCUCGAUGUCUGCGAAAUUGGUGAGCUUGUCGGCUACCCCGGCCAGGUCAAGCAGGUCAAGGUCCUCGGCGUGAUGGCUCUUCUCGAUGAGGAAGAGACUGACUGGAAGGUCAUCGUCAUCGAUGUCAACGACCCCCUUGCUCCUAAGCUCAACGACAUUGAGGACGUUGAGCGCCACCUGCCCGGUCUCCUCCGUGCAACCAACGAGUGGUUCCGUAUCUACAAGAUCCCCGACGGAAAGCCAGAGAACCAGUUCGCUUUCUCCGGCGAGGCCAAGAACAAGAAGUACGCUGAGGAGGUCAUCCACGAGUGUGCCGAUGCCUGGGAGAAGCUUGUCAGCGGAAAGUCGGACCGUGGGGACAUCAGCCUUGCCAACUCCACCCUUGGCAACUCUGACAGUGUCGACUCCUCUAAGCUUGCCAGCAUUCCUCGCGGCGAGAACCUCCCCCCUGCUCCUAUUGAUGGCACCAUUGACAAGUGGUUCUUCAUCUCCGGUGCUGCUGUGUAAGUUAAUGACGAGCAAAAAUUAUAAAUGUUAGCUUUUGCACUAGCGGUUGAAAUAUA
This is a messenger RNA of Aspergillus nidulans FGSC A4, 1018 nucleotides long. RefSeq names its product inorganic diphosphatase IPP1 (gene ipp1). Gene Ontology annotation, biological process: phosphate-containing compound metabolic process. Gene Ontology annotation, cellular component: cytoplasm. The coding region runs from base 99 to 962 and encodes 287 amino acids. The record is from RefSeq and is a predicted model, not a curated record. Gene Ontology annotation, molecular function: magnesium ion binding; inorganic diphosphate phosphatase activity. The transcript is spliced from 5 exons. Lineage: Eukaryota; Fungi; Ascomycota; Eurotiomycetes; Eurotiales; Aspergillaceae.